Staurois parvus is the source of this 296-nucleotide messenger RNA. NCBI's taxonomy places the organism in Eukaryota, Metazoa, Chordata, Amphibia, Anura, Ranidae. The record is from the annotation of a GenBank genome assembly.
AUCAGCUGUGUCCAAUCACAGCUGAUCACAUAGGGGACAUCUACACUGAUCAUCGGGGCACUGAUGAUGAGUGUGCCCUGAUGAUCUGUGUAGCCCCAGAAGUGCCACCUGUCAGUGUCCAUCAGUGCCACAUCAAUGCCACAUAUCAGUGCCUACCAGUGCACAUCAAUGCCACAUAUCAGUGCCUACCAGUGCACAUCAAUGCCACAUAUCAGUGCCCAUCUGAACUGCUUUCAGUGUCACCUAUUAGUGCCAGUCAGUGCCACCUAUUAAUGCCAAUCAGUGCCGCCUAUCAG